GUCAAGAGAACUGGACAGAAAAAAAAUUUAUGAAACAAUGCCAGAUUUUUCUAAGCGGAGACGGUACUAACGAAAAUAAGAAAUCAUAUAAAAAAGACUGAAGAAACUUGAAGGCUUAUAUUGAGAGUUCUAGUUUUAUAUCAGUUUUUGUUAUUUCUGGUUUUUUCUCUUUAUUUUGCUCUUUUAAUAUAUUAGCAUUCGCAUUUAUUGCAUAUUCACAGCACAGUGCCAGCAUAUAAAUAGAGAGGACACUUUUCCUAAAAAAAAGACAAGCGAAAAAAUAUCAUGGAAGACGAGAAAAAGGAUGCGAUAUUAGAGUCGACAGAAUAUACAUAUAGUCAAUCGUUUGAGUCAACUCCUGUUUAUAUAGAAGAAGAUGCUGAAGGUCCGGAACCCACCGAACAGGAUUGGGCCGAAUUGACCGAAACAGCGGAUACCCUACCCAAGGCUGCUUACUUAGUAAUCAUGGUCGAAUUCUGCGAACGUUUCACUUAUUAUGGUCUCAGUGGACCCUUCCAAAACUAUAUUCAGCAUUCCGAUCCCGGACAUUACCCCGCGGAACAGCCUGGUGCUAUGGGUAAAGGCCAGCAAACAGCUACUGCCUUGACUACAUUCUUCCAAUUUUGGUGUUAUAUCACUCCUAUCUUUGGUGCUAUUGUAGCAGAUCAAUACCUUGGUAAAUACAAGACCAUCCUCAUCAAUACAAUCAUCUAUUUUUUCGGUCUUGUCAUCCUGACAUUGACCUCUAUUCCCCCGGGUCUUGCUAGCGGUGCUGCUUUUCCCGGUUUUAUCGUUGCUAUUAUCAUUAUCGGUUUCGCCACUGGUGGUAUCAAAUCGAACGUUUCUCCCCUCGUUGCUGAACAAUAUCGUGGUACUCGUGCUUACGUGAAAACACUGAAGAAUGGCAAACGUGUCAUCGUCAGUCCUCAGGCUACUUACCAAAAGAUUUUCAAUUACUUCUAUUGGGGUAUCAACGUCGGUUCGCUUUCAGCUAUUGCAACCACUGAACUAGAAAAAAAUUGUGGUUUCUGGCCUGCUUUCCUUUUGCCUACACUUAUGUUUAUUCCCUGUAUCUGUGUGGUCUACUUUGGUCGUAAGCAAUAUGUCUUGAUCCCUCCUCGUGGUUCUGUCUUUGCUGAAGCUUUUAGACUUUUCAAGCUUGCUUUCAAAUUGAAGGGUAUUGACGCUUGUAAGCCUUCUCGUUUGGCUCAGGAACAUCCCGACGCCUUAUCAAGAGCCACAUGGGAUGACGUUUUUGUCGAAGAAUUGAAGAGAGCCUUGAGAGCUUGUGUUAUCUUCUGUUGGUUUCCUAUCUUCUGGCUUUGUUACAACCAAAUGACCAAUAACUUGGUCUCCUUGGCUGGUACAAUGUUAACGGGUAACGUUCCCAACGAUAUUAUGCAGAACAUUGAUCCCAUCGUUUUGACCGUCUUGGUUCCUGUCAUGGAUUCGGGUGUCUAUCCUUUCUUGCGUAAAAUUGGUCAUUCCCCUGGUCCGAUCCUUCGUAUUGCCAUCGGUUUCCUCUUUGCCGCCGCUGCUAUGGGUUAUACUGCUGGUAUUCAAGCCAGGGUUUAUCAUACUGCUCCUUUCUUCGAUCACCCCAGUGGUAAACAAAAUUGGAUAUCUGCGGCUUAUAUCAUUCCUUCUUAUGCUCUCACCGCUUUCUCUGAAGUCUUUGCUUCUAUCACCGGUUAUGAAUAUGCUUAUAAGAAGGCUCCUGCAUCUAUGAGAUCCAUUGUCAUGGCCCUUUUCUUGUUUACCAACUGUAUCGCUUCUAUUCUUGCUUUUGCUUUGGUUUCCGUUACUGUCGAUCCCAAGUUAACUUGGAUGUAUACCGGUAUUAGUGCUGCCAUGUUCGCUGUCGCUGUUCUCUUCUAUAUUUGCCAUCGCAAGGCAGAUGCUAAGGAUAGAGAAGAUGAUGCCAUCGGUCGUAAUGGCGAGAGAAAUGAACUAGAAACUGUUGAACAAGAUGAAGAAGGUUCCGUCGGUAGACAUGAAGCUGAGAAGGAUCGUUAAACCCCCCCCCCCUUUUGUAUAAUACAUAGCGUCCUGUUUCUUGUACUUUUAUUUCUUGGAAACAAUGACCCAAUUGUUCCAAACUUUUUCUUUUGUAGAUAGUAUUAUUCUUUCAAACAUUCCUUUCCGUUUUCCUUGCCUUAUCCUCACCACACUGCGCAAAAACAGAAAGACACUUCUAUCAUUUUAGUCCAUUGUGUACAAUAUAAUUUGUUACUGUGUCUAUUUAUAUAUCCCUAGAGAUAGAAUAAAACUCUUUGAACUCUAUUCUGUCCCUAACUAGCAAUUCUGUUCAUUGAUCAUUUUGACCGCAUGAAAAUAUGUCUU
Mycotypha africana is the source of this 2343-nucleotide messenger RNA. RefSeq names its product POT family-domain-containing protein. Gene Ontology annotation, cellular component: plasma membrane; fungal-type vacuole. The record is from RefSeq and is a predicted model, not a curated record. NCBI's taxonomy places the organism in Eukaryota, Fungi, Mucoromycota, Mucoromycetes, Mucorales, Mycotyphaceae. Gene Ontology annotation, biological process: oligopeptide transport; transmembrane transport. The transcript has 2 exons. The coding region runs from base 286 to 2016 and encodes 576 amino acids. Gene Ontology annotation, molecular function: tripeptide transmembrane transporter activity; dipeptide transmembrane transporter activity.